AUGAAGUCCAUCCACACAGUCUUGCUCGCGGCUGUCAGCCUCGCAUGCUCAGCUCUGGGCGAUGCUGUCCCGUUCGAAAGGCUCAACAAGAAUGACUCGAUGCUCCUGAUCCUCGACAUGCAGGAGGGUCUCUAUGGUCUCGCUCGUGACUUUGACCCCACGCUCUACCGCGACUCCAUCAUUGCGCACGCGGCUAUUGGCCAGGUAUUCGACAUCCCCGUGGUCAUGACGACGUCGGCCCAGACAGGUCCCAACGGCCCUCUUCCUCAAGAGAUUUUGGACAUGUAUCCAGAUGCCCCGCUGAUCCAGCGCCAAGGCGAGGUUGACGCCUGGGAUAAUGCCGAUUUUCGUGCUGCUGUGCAGGCGGCCAACAAGUCGCAGAUCAUCAUGGCUGGUAUCGUUACUGACGUCUGCACAACUUUCCUCGCGCUCUCUCUCCGUGCAGAGGGCUACUCCGUCUGGGCCAACGUGGAGGCCUCGGGCACCACCACUCCGCUGAUCCGCGACAUCUCCAACGACCGCAUGGAAAAGGCCGGCGUGAGCCUCGUCUCGCUGUUUUCCAUCAUCUGCGACCUCAUGCGCGACUGGCGGGACACGCCCGGCUCCGCGACGCUGAUUCCCUGGCUCGACAAGUAUUACCCUGCGUACGGGAUGGUGGCGAGGGCACAUCAUGCCGCGAUCGAGAAUGGAACUUUGGUUCCGGGAGAGGCUUCGCUGCCGAGCUAG
This is a messenger RNA of Cryphonectria parasitica EP155, 726 nucleotides long. RefSeq names its product Isochorismatase hydrolase. NCBI's taxonomy places the organism in Eukaryota, Fungi, Ascomycota, Sordariomycetes, Diaporthales, Cryphonectriaceae. Bases 1 to 726 code for a protein of 241 amino acids. The record is from RefSeq and is a predicted model, not a curated record. The transcript is spliced from 5 exons.